Messenger RNA from Bombus pyrosoma, 3281 nucleotides. RefSeq names its product fatty-acid amide hydrolase 2-like. The transcript has 12 exons. The record is from RefSeq and is a predicted model, not a curated record. Bases 1193 to 2755 code for a protein of 520 amino acids. Lineage: Eukaryota; Metazoa; Arthropoda; Insecta; Hymenoptera; Apidae.
UUCUAACAUGUGGCUGAAUUUGCGAAAUCUUGGCACGCAGUUUUCACGCUCACAUGGCCUAGUGAAACAGAAAGUUUCGCAUUUAAUGAAACGCUUGGAACACUGGAAAUACAAUCCUGUAGAAUUCUCAAGGCGUGUUUCAAGCGUAAAUCACAAAAUAUAAAGACCAGAGAACGACGAAUGACACGUUAAUCAUUUCGAGUCGAAGAACGUACGUAACAAGAACAUAGCUGCUAAUUUAUGCUAAUCCACUGUUCACACCGAUGCUCAAAGUUAUUGAGGAAACGAAGAAAACGAAGAAUUUCACCACCUGUUAUCAUAUGGAAUCUCUUGUUACGUUAAACCAUUUGCGAAAUUCGAUUUGAACAUGCCAAUUAGCAAAAUUACCUAGAUAUUUCGCGCUCCCUUCUCUCGUCCAACGUUGUUCACGUUUUAUUUCAUCGUUGUUCGUAUCUGAUAGGAAAAUUGCAUCACAAUGGUAAUUAAUGUAAUAGUAAUAUCGCGUCCAGCACAGGAUUAAGGGCAACUACGUGCCGUUUAAACGGUAUGACAAAUUAAAAUUAAUGGGAAGGCAAAAAGAAACAUAAAAAUCGUAUGCGGUGAUAUAUAUUGAUUGAUAACAUUUAAAUGAAUUGAUACGAAAAUGGUCGAACAAUUUACCCCAACGUGGUCGCAAAUGUCUGCACAGCAGUGGGACUACGCGAAUCUGCAGAGGUCGGACGAGGACAAAGAAAAGCAAGUGAUACUUAGGAGGAAUUCGGCCGCCCCACUCGUAACAACUACGAAAACCGUUUUCUUUUUGUACUCGAGUUCCGUGGCAAUCUCGAAUUAGUCUUGCAACUGCCGUUUAUCGUAUUCGGUCUCCGUGAAAUUCUUGCAGCAUCGUGCAUCAAUGCUACCACGUGGAACGCUUUACUAUCUUCAAUAUGCCACACCAAAAGAUGGCCGAGGGUUUCACAAAACGCCCCACCACGAUGAUUUUUCGCUUAAGUAUGCCACUUAUGCGCCAGGAUCGUUUAGUCCAAAACUAUCAACCACUACUCUACUUACGACUACUUCAAUCACGUAACGGUAAAAAAAGAACGAUAACAGGAAAAAUAGUGAAAAUACAGGUGUAUAGCUUCACUAUCGUACAUUAAACGUUCGGACAUUCCAAAUUAUCGCUGAUAUAGAAAACGAUACGAUAUACCAGAUGAUUCAGAAGUUGCUAAAGUUCUUUGUGUUUAUGCUACACUGUAUCGUGACGCCAAUUUUAAAGCUGCAAUACUUUAAGAAGCGGAAACAAAUACCAGCGAUCAAGAAUCGGUUGUUGUUGAUUUCAGCGACAGAAAUUGCGCGACAGAUUCGCAAGAAAGAGAUCAGCAGCGAGGAAGUGGUAAGAGCCUAUGUGGAGAGAUGCACAGACGUAAAUCCUGUGAUAAACGCUAUCGUCGAGUCGCGUUUCAGCGCAGCCAUUCAGGAAGCGCAGGAAGUUGACAAGCUCUUAGCGAGCACCACGAAAACCGAGAAGGAACUUGCUUGUGAGACGCCUCUUCUUGGCGUACCCAUAACUGUGAAAGAAAGUUUCGCCGUCGAAGGAAUGUCGUAUAUGGCCGGCGUGAAGAAAAAAUUUCCACAGAAAGCGACUAAAAACGCAGUAGUUGUUAGUAUAUUACGCAAGGCUGGCGCUAUUGUCCUUCUCGUCAGUAAUACUCCCGAGCUAUGUCUGAACUGGGAAACUAGCAACAAAGUUACUGGUACUACUAGAAACCCUUAUGACACCAACAAGACACCCGGUGGCUCUUCCGGUGGCGAGGCAGCACUAAUAAGCUCCGCCGCCUCCAUCGCGGGCAUCGCGUCGGAUGUUGCAGGUUCGGCGAGGCUUCCGGCCAUGUUCUGCGGUAUUUUCGGUCACAGACCCACGUCCGGUCUGAUCUCUAUAGAGGGCCAUAAACCAUAUUCCAGUGAUGAAUCAUUUGCCCUGUACUGUACACCAGGAACGAUGGUCAGAUACGCCGAGGAUUUGUCUCUUAUGAUGAAGAUAAUGUGUCAAUCGGAAGAGAUGCGGAAGAAGUUCGAGCAGAAGGUAUGUUUGAAAGACAUGAAAUUCUUUUACCUGGAGAACUGCUACCCGGUAUCGGACUCUAUAAGCAAAGAUGUAAAACAGGCGAUGAAGAAGCUGAGGACACACAUCGAAACGACGUACGGUUUCAAAGUAGAAAAGGCACAAUUACCUGCCAUGAAAUUUGCGCUUGACAUGACAGCGCUCCUACUGUUGAUAAAUCUCGACGACAUCAACGAUGAUAUUAAAUGCGCGGGAUCGAGUAGAUGUCUGUUUGAAGAAUUGAAAGCCAUUUGUGGCAUGUCGCAGAAUAUGUUGUCUACAAUUACGUAUAUUGUCAUGAAAUGGGUAUAUCAUAAAGUACCAGAGAGUUAUCAGCGCAAAAUGUCCGCUAAGAAGGACGAGUUAAAGAAACAACUCGAGGAGCUACUAGGUGAUAACGGCGUACUGAUAUUCCCAACGUUCAUAUCAUCAGCCUAUUACUUCAACGAAACCUACACGAAUGUCUUGAAUUUCAUGCAUUUGACAGUCGCUAAUGUACUAGGAAUACCAGCGACACAUUGUACGAUGGGGCUCAACAAACGGGGUUUACCUGUUGGCUUUCAAGUCAUGGCAAACGCGGGCAACGAUCAUCUUACGAUUGCAGUGGCUAAAGAGAUCGACGAAACCUUCGGUGGUUGGCAGCCGCCACCGAUGACCGAGCUGCAAGUUUGAUUUUCUCUUUGGUCAAGACGAUAAAGACUUUAAUAUGAGGAUCCAUCGCGACAAAUCGAGUGUAUUCGACGUGAUACGAUCGGCGAAGAAACUACGGUAACAAACGUGUGCUUCUUCGUUCAAACGACGAACAAUUGCGAUACCUCAAACAUGAAUGAAUCUACGAUAGAAAUUAAGACGUGCAAUAAAUAUAGGCUGUUUUUGUAACACGUGGGGAUUGGUCAGUUUGGUCUCUACGCUGAAAUAGCUUAAGAAUAAGUCGAAUUUACAAUAGUUGGGAAAAAUAUUAUGAAUAAAUAAUGAAAUAAAAAUUUGACCUUCGAUCGUUGUUAGUUUCUCAAUCAUCAUGCGCGCCAGUUUAAAAAGUUAUUAAACUGUUCAAAAAGUUAACGAACAAUCAGAAGAAUUGGAGUAAAAAGUAUUACGUUUGUAUUUCAGGAUUCUGUACGUACAUCCGCAAAAAGAUUCAGUCUCAUGUAACUGAUAGCUGAUCUAAAUAAAAUUUCUAAAAAUAAUUUGCAUUUAU